AAGAUCCUGCACAUCCCUUGCUUGGUCCAAACUUUUGGGGCCUCCGAAAGUUAGGGAUGUGUCUAUCCGAUAGGAAAAGUGUUCGAGCAAUUUAUUCCAUUGUUUUAUGGUUAUCCAUUAUGUUUGUUAUAACUGAAUACAUUGAGCUCUAUUGCAUCAGAUCAAACUUGACGGCAGCUCUUAAAAAUUUAUCUAACACCACCCUUACCCACGUCACUGUUAUCAAAGUUAUUACCUUUAUAAUAUGGCAGAAAGAUUGGAUGAGCGUUAUGAAUCAUGUAUCGACUUUAGAAUUAUGUCAACUGAAUGAAAAAAAUGAAGACACUAUAAAUAUUAUUCGAAAAUAUACGAAGUAUUCGAGAAACCUGUCGUAUUGUUAUUGGGCCUUAGUUCUUAUUUCAGUGUUAAUAUUCGGUUUUGGGCCGCUGGCACAUUAUUUCUUCUUGGUAUAUAUGAAUGAAUGGGAUACUCCAUUCCCGGAAAUUGUUAGUUCCUGGGUCCCUUUUGAUAAAACCAGUGAUCCUGGACGCUGGGUCCUAACUGUCACACAAAUUAUGAUGGCCUUCUAUAACGGAGCCACUCUUGGGAUAUAUGAUUCUAAUGUAUUUGUAUUGAUGACAUUUUUUUCUGCACAAUUUGAAAUUUUGCGGUUAAAUUGCGAAAGAAUUUUCGACAGCGGCCACGAGGGAAUUACUUAUAGUGAAACUGUUCAGAGAAUACAAAAAUGUCACUAUCACCAUGUCUAUCUAGUAAAGAAUUUUAAAGUUUUGAACUCUGUUAUAUCGCCUGUGAUGUUCUUUUAUGUGAUAAUUUGCUCCAUCAUGAUGUGCUCCAGCUUGGUGCAAUUAACUGGGGAAGGUGCGACAACUAUAGAUAAAAUUUGGAUAUCAGAGUAUCUUAUAGCACAGGUUUUUCAACUAUUUUUGUACUGUUGGCACAGUCAUAACGUUUUGGUUACGAGUGUUAAGGUGGAUAACGCCGUAUAUUCAAGUGGUUGGUGGUCACAAGACCUGAGUAUGCGCCGUAAUGUUUUACUACUUGGUGGACAGUUAAAUAAAAGUAUCGUAUUCACCGCUGGGCCAUUUGCUAAUCUCAGUAUUGUAACAUUCGUUGCUAUUAUAAAAGCUGCCUACAGUUAUUAUACACUUUUAAACAGUUUAGAUUAAUUGACAAUGGAAAGCAAAAUGUUGAAUAAGAAAUAUUUAUAUGUAUGGUUGUACAACAUUUUGUCAAUUAAAUUACAUUCGUAAUUGAGAGGCCCACAAAAAACUAACAAUAUAGAAGUGUUUUGAAGAAACAAUAUGAAAAUCAUAUCCUUUAUUUUUGUAAAGCAAUUAUUGAAUAGAUACUAAAGAACAAGUAACACAAAAUUUAUACUUCCUGAUUUAUUCAUCUUAUAGCAAAAUUUUAAAUCCCUUAAACUUUUUGAGAGACGUCGAAAAAGAAACAAUUUUGUGGUACCUUUUAUCAAAUCAGAAGAUAAUGAGUGAUCUUAAUGUAUAAACACGUA
Danaus plexippus (monarch butterfly) is the source of this 1510-nucleotide messenger RNA. RefSeq names its product odorant receptor Or2-like. Bases 57 to 1166 code for a protein of 369 amino acids. The record is from RefSeq and is a predicted model, not a curated record. Gene Ontology annotation, cellular component: plasma membrane. Gene Ontology annotation, molecular function: odorant binding; olfactory receptor activity. NCBI's taxonomy places the organism in Eukaryota, Metazoa, Arthropoda, Insecta, Lepidoptera, Nymphalidae. Gene Ontology annotation, biological process: detection of chemical stimulus involved in sensory perception of smell; sensory perception of smell. The transcript is spliced from 5 exons.